This is a messenger RNA of Lachancea mirantina, 756 nucleotides long. The record is from the annotation of a GenBank genome assembly. Lineage: Eukaryota; Fungi; Ascomycota; Saccharomycetes; Saccharomycetales; Saccharomycetaceae.
AUGGUCAAGAUCGCUAUUAUCACGUACUCGUUGUACGGUCACAUUGAUACGCUAGCUGCGGCGGUACAAAAGGGAAUUGAGGCUGCAGGUGGGAAAGCAGACCUGUUCAGGGUCGAGGAAACCUUACCUGAAGAGGUGCUCGAGAAAUUGAGUGCGCCAGCCAAGCCAGACAUUCCUAUCGCUACAACAGAGACCCUGGAGAGCUACGACGCGUUUCUGUUCGGUGUCCCCACCAGAUACGGUAACAUUCCCGCACAAUGGUCUGCUUUCUGGGACCAGACCGGUGGGCUAUGGGUCAAAGGUGCGCUUGCUGGUAAAUCCGCAGGUAUUUUCGUGUCUACGGGUACUUACGGCGGCGGACAGGAACUUACCGCCAAGAGCUGUCUCUCCUACUUGGUGCACCAUGGGAUUAUCUUCGUCCCUCUUGGCUACAGAGACGUGUUCGCAGAAGUCGCCAACAUCGAAGAAGUGCACGGUGGGUCGCCUUGGGGUGCUGGUACGCUUGCUGGAGGCGACGGCUCGAGAACCCCUUCGGAACUCGAGCUCAGAAUCGCAGAAAAGCAAGGUUUGUAUUUUUACCAGACCGUCAAAGACUUUCCUCCUUCCAGAGCCAAAGUUGCUGCCAAAGCAGCAGAAAAAAAGAAGGCUGCUGAAGCGGCCAAAAAGGCCGAGGCUCAAAGGGCAAAAUCUGCUCCUGCUACUAACGAGAAGGAGAAAGACAAGAAAAGCAAGUUCGACUGUUGUGUCGUCAUGUAA